UUCUAGGUAUAAAAAAGAAUGACCUCAUAGGGGUGGAGCUCUGGGACUCCGUACAGGUGGCAGUCACAGCCAGGUAACCCUGGAGUGAAGCCGUUUAGUAAGAAGGGGGCAGUUAAACUCGUUACUCUGGUGGCUUUAACUCUGACUCCAAGACACUGCAACAAACAGCCAUUGCCUACAAGUCUCCAGAGCUUGUCUUUGCCUCAGAUGGAGCCCAAAGAAGCCACUGGGAAAGAGAACAUGGGCACCAAGAAGAAGAAUCUGACCUUCUUAAGGCCCAGGCUCUAUAUGCUGGAGAGAAGGAAGACUGACACAGUGGUUGACAGCAGUGUUUCUGGGGACCACUCUGGUACCUUGAGGAGGAGCCAGUCUGACAGGACCGAAUACAACCAGAAACUUCAAGAAAAGAUGACUCCCCAGGCCGGGGCUUCUGCCACUGAGACCCUAACUCAGGAGGAGCACCAGGUGCAGAAAAUGAUGGCAAAGCGUUCGAAAAUCAUUAAGGAGCUGAUACAGACGGAAAAAGACUACCUCAAUGAUCUCGAAUUGUGCAUUAGGGAAGUGGUUCAGCCCUUGAGAAAUAAACAGAUUGAUCGGCUGGACGUGGAUAGCUUGUUUAGCAACAUUGAAUCAGUGCAUCAGAUAUCAGCCAAACUGCUGUCAUUGCUGGAAGAGGCCACAACAGACGUGGAACCAGCCAUGCAAGUAAUCGGAGAAGUAUUCUUGCAGAUUAAAGGACCACUGGAAGAGAUUUAUAAAAUCUACUGCUACCACCAUGAUGAGGCGCACAGCAUACUGGAAACCUAUGAAAAGGAAGAAGAGCUGAAGCAACAUUUGAGCCACUGUAUCCAGUCCUUAAAGAACAUAUACAUGCAAGAAGGCAAACCAAACUUACUGGACAUGGGCUCUUUGAUGAUCAAACCAAUCCAGCGUAUAAUGAAAUACCCCCUCUUGCUGUGUGAACUUCGAGGCUCCACCCCUCCCUCCCACCCAGACUUCAGGGCACUGGGAGAUGCCUUCACUGCAGUGAAAGACGUUAAUGUGAACAUCAAUGAACUUAAAAGACGGAAAGAUUUAGUUCUAAAAUACAAGAGGAAUGAUGAGGAAGAAUCACUUAAAGAUAAAUUGUCUAAACUAAACAUUCAUUCAAUUAGCAAGAAAUCAAAACGAGUGACAAAUCACCUAAAGAUUCUGACCAGAGGAGAGCCACAGGUGAAAGACAAUACCUUCAAUAGAGAAGAAAAGCUGUUCAGAUCUUUAGAAAAGACGGUGAGGCACUGUAUGAAGAACAUUACACUCUGUCAUCAACACAUCCAGGAUGCCAUGCCCUUAGCGCUGCAGAGUGUGAUGGCGCUCCAGGAGAUCUCAUGCAACAAAGAUAAGGAGGAGAGGAGCCAUUCGGAGACCCCAAGUAAUGCCCCCAAUCCCUGCAGUGACUUUGCAGCCCAUUUACAGAGGCUUGUCCUGAUGCCCCUGUCGGCCCUGCUGUCCUUAUUCACGGGGCCGCAGAAGCUCAUCCAGAAACGCUAUGACAAACUGCUGGACUGCAACAGCUCCCUGCCACGGGUAGCCGGAGAUGAGACAGACCUGGCCAAAAAGGAGUACGAGGCCCUCAAUGCCCAGCUCGUGGAGGAGCUCCAGGUGUUCAACCAGGCUGCUCGAAAGAUCCUGUGGAACUGUCUGUGCAGUUUCAUGGCUCUCCUCAGAGACCUGACCCUCGCGGCUCAGCAGGUUUAUUCCACCGUGGCGCCGGUACCACAGUUAGACUCAAGAAUCUCUGAAAUUCAGAAUCGAGUACUAGAAGAGGUUCAAAAUCUUAAUUUUGUGAAGGACAACAGUGCCACUUUUAUUGAGAGGAAACUUAGUUUUGAAAAGAAGAAGUCUGUGCAAAUUCUGCCAGAAGUGCCCCGUCAAACUGAUAUUCACCGCUCCAAACUACUAUCCACAUACGGUAAAGAAGAACUCUACCAAGCGAAACGCAAGUGUAACGCUACCCAAGAAUAUGACAUCAAUCUUCUGGAAGGGGAGUUGGUGGCUGUGGUGGAACAGAAGGAUCCGCUGGGGAGUACAAGCAGGUGGCUUGUUGAUACAGGAAUUAUAAAAGGGUAUGUGUAUUCCUCCUUCUUAAAACCCUACAAUCCAGCGAAAGUACAGAAGGUGGACACUGAGAACAGGUUUGGUGAUGACGAUUUUGAUAACAUCAGCCUCUUCGUGUCCUCGCGGCCAGCUACUGACAGUGUCACAGGCACCCCGGAAAGUAGCAUAAGUGAUAGCAGCUCAUCUCUUAGUGGCACAUGUGGGAAGUUUGAAACAAACGGCACGGAUGUUGACAGUUCUCAAGAGGUAGAUGAACAGAUUUUCUAUGCAGUUCAUGCCUUUCAAGCACGAAGUGACCAUGAACUCAGUCUUCAGGAAUAUCAAAGAGUACAUAUCCUUAGAUUUUGUGACCUAAGUGGCAAUAAAGAGUGGUGGUUAGCUGAAGCUCAGGGGCAGAAAGGAUAUGUGCCAGCUAACUACCUUGGGAAGAUGACUUAUGCUUAAGAAAAGAAGCCUCAAGUUAUGGACUACCUCAUAAAACUUACAUUACAAAAUGUUGGUCUAGAAGUUAAGAAACCACCCAACUACAUGAACUGAUCCUGUAUCAAGUUUUAAGGAAGACUGUGCUUCCUAACAAGAUUAUUUCAAAAUGUAUGUUGAAGAAUACAUAUUGAAGGAAACACUUAACAAUCACAAACAGCAGAACAAAUAACUCAAGCUCAAGAAACAGACCGCUCAAGCUCCAAGUAUCAACUACGUAAAAGUGGAGAUCUUUGAAAAGGUAAAUGUCUUAUCAACAUGAAAGGUUGGACCUAAGGUUAAGAUUUUUUUCAAUUUAUUUUAUUGUGUAUUUUGCCUCAAAUUUUUUGAUUCUUAUUCUCUCUUUUGCAUAUGUGUGCACAUAUAUACUCUAUACCUAUAAUCAUAUUCACUAUAUGGUUUAUACAUAUAUAUAUGUGUAUAUCAUAUAGAUUAUACACAUUUAUGCAUAAGGAAAUAUAUAAAUACACUUAAGUAUAGGAAUUAACAGCCAACUAAAAGUCUUUGAGGUGGAACAUCUCUUUCAUAUAAGUUUUGAAUGAAAACAAAAUCAAGUCACAUAAGAUCUAACAUUUACUGAAUGUAUUCUACAUGCCAGAAAUUUUUCUAAAUGCUUUAUAUGUGGUAGCUUAUUUGAUACUCACAACAUUAUGAUGAGACUGUGGCCCAGAGAGGUGAAGUAAUUUAGCCCAAGUAACACUGUUAGUAAGUGGUAGGGCUGGACUCAAACCUAGGUCUAGUUCUGGGGUGCAUACUCUUAAACAAUAUGCUGUACUAACCCUCGGGAAUGUACACAUUUGCUAUCAGCAAAGAAACUAAUGAUAUUGAUAAGGACCAUUAUAAUUGUCUCAGGUCCAUAUUUAAGUAUUGAGAAGUUUUUCAAAAUCAAGGGUUACAAGAACUUCCAUGAUGUUAAUCUAGAGAAAAUGAAGUAUCUAGGUUUAUUAUUUUUAUUUUUUGUUGUUGUUGUUUAAACAUUUUUUAAAGUAUAAUUGCUUAAAAAAUGAUCCUGCAUGAUUGCUAAUGUUACUUGAAUGGAAAUAUUUUUGGAUCACUCAAUCAUUUGGAUAAUGAAUGAGGAAUGUGUGUUCCAUGUUCUGAGCCAAGAUGUAAAUAUUUUUAGUUGCUGAUUUGUACUUAGAUAUGGCAGGCAUUAAGGAUAACAUUUGCUGAAACACAAUGUCCUGGGACACCGACAUCAAUUUGGGAAUACCUCAAAACUGUCCCCUAAGAUGUCAGGCAUAUUUUGUCAAGACAUUUUAAUUGACCUGUAGAUGCUUCUUUAGAACAGUAAAAAGAUUAAAUUUGACUUAAUGGUUUCCUUUAUACCAAGAUAAGGUGGAGUUACAUUGCUCACACAGAAUAUGCUGAUAUGACAUAAGAUUGUAAGAUUUGUUACUUUGAGAGAUUUCAUCUCUGUAAUGUAUAGUUACAUGUAUUACUGAGGAUUACAAAUAACAAAAUGAAGAGUGCUGCUUUUCAGAUGGCUGUUUAAUGUAUGUAUAUGACAUAUACAACCCCAGAAAUUUAUAAGACAUCUACAUGACAAAAAUUUUGAUUUUAUACUAUUGUUCCUGAAAUACUUAAUCUAAAGAUGAUUUUAUGAGGUUCUAAUAGCAAGUUUCUUUUACCUAACAUUUUCUUGUUUUGAGUUUGGAAACCAAAAGAGGAUUCUCUUUUUUGGAUAUAUGGGGACUUCCUUACGUCUUUUAAAUAGUGCUUUGUACCCAAUGAUGAAAUAUAAGUAAAUUCCAGUUUGUCUAGGGUAAAGCAAAAGAAAAUCCAAACUUGCUACUUGUGGUAACUAUGAAUAUUCCCAACAAACAAACUAGUGGGAAAAUUGUAUAUAUACUUAAUGUAUAUUAAAUAUGAAUUUAAUAUAUAUUUAGUAUAUAUUACUGUACAUAUGUAUGUAAUAGUUUUAUAUAUAACAGUAUAUAUCAAAUAUAUAUAUAUUCAAAUUAGCUGUGACCUUAAUGUUUUCUUCAAAAUGAAAAAUUGUUGAGGUAGUACAUAUCUACUUUUCUGGCUGAAAUACGUGACGAUGUAUAUGAGAAGCUUUGUCUACUUGUGUGGUCCUAGGAUUGAUGCUUCUUGUCUGACGUUUUUAGAAGCCACACCACUGAAGUCACAGGUACAGUUGGCUGCUGAGCAAGUGUUGUAAUGAAGCCACCUACUGCACCCUCUUAUAUUACUAUUAAACUAUGUUGUUGCUAUUUUAAAAAUACACCUACAUUUUUCAUAUGCCACCUAGACUUUUAUUUUUUUAACAUUUUGCAAUACCGUCAUUUUCUUAGUAUUUUGUUUAAAAUCAAGUAAUUGUAAUUUUGAGGUUGGGGUUAUUUUGUUGUAUUUCCCAGGGGAAAUAUAAUUCAAAGAUAAUUAUGAUGUAUGUAACUCCUUAAGAAGUUUACAAAGAUAAAACUUAUUGGUGACAUCAUUAUAAUUAAGGCAUUAAGAAAAAGUUCUUUCUUUAUAUUUUAAAAUUUAAAUGCUACUGUACAGCAUAGAAUUCUCUGAAAUGGGUAUUUUUGCCAAGAAGGAGAAAUUUUUGUGGCUUUUAUUUUUUUUUUUGUAAAACAAAUAAACAAGUGUAUGUACACA
Mustela lutreola (European mink) is the source of this 5181-nucleotide messenger RNA. It is a transcript of the gene ARHGEF38, whose product is annotated as Rho guanine nucleotide exchange factor 38. Gene Ontology annotation, cellular component: cytoplasm. Bases 208 to 2541 code for a protein of 777 amino acids. Gene Ontology annotation, molecular function: guanyl-nucleotide exchange factor activity; protein binding. NCBI's taxonomy places the organism in Eukaryota, Metazoa, Chordata, Mammalia, Carnivora, Mustelidae. The record is from RefSeq and is a predicted model, not a curated record. The transcript is spliced from 14 exons.